AUGCCCCCAUCUCCGCCACGUCACCGAUCCGCACCACCAGCCUCCCACCGCAUCCCACCUUCCGAUCGCAAUCCAACGGCCCAACUCCAGCAUCCCACGGAUCGACCCAGCAGAGAGCAGAGACCUCCCGCCUCCAACUCCCGAAAAUUUCGGGGCUUCCCUCGCAACCCCAGCCCAUAUAAAGCCGUCACCUCCGAUUCCCCAAUCCAUCCCAAGCUUCAACAUCCACACGAGUCCUUCUUCUCUCAAACAAAAACAAAUCCAGCGACGAUGUCUGGGCGCGGCAAGGGCGGCAAGGGGCUGGGAAAGGGCGGCGCCAAGCGCCACCGGAAGGUCCUCCGCGACAACAUCCAGGGCAUCACCAAGCCGGCGAUCCGGAGGCUGGCCAGGAGGGGCGGCGUGAAGCGCAUCUCCGGCCUCAUCUACGAGGAGACCCGCGGCGUCCUCAAGAUCUUCCUCGAGAACGUCAUACGCGACGCCGUCACCUACACGGAGCACGCCCGCCGCAAGACCGUCACCGCCAUGGACGUCGUCUAUGCCCUCAAGCGCCAGGGCCGCACCCUCUACGGCUUCGGAGGCUAG
Molecule: messenger RNA, 582 nt
Organism: Triticum turgidum subsp. durum (durum wheat)
Lineage: Eukaryota; Viridiplantae; Streptophyta; Magnoliopsida; Poales; Poaceae
Source: the annotation of a GenBank genome assembly